GGGUUCUAGAAAGGCGUGACGUGGGGUCGGCGCGGGCUGAGGCGAGCGCCUGUUGGCAGUCGCUGUGGCGGCCGCUGCCGGGCCUGGGAACGCGGGCGGCCGCGGUCGCGGUCACAGCUUUCUCGUCUCGCCAGCGAUGGCCGCGCUCGGCCGGCCCUACAGCGGCCUGUCCCUGGGCAGCAGCUCGGACUUCCUGCAGCCGCCGGCGUUCCCGGGCCGGGCCUUCCCGCCGGGAGCCGACGGCACGGAACGGGCCCCGCGGCCGGGACCCCGCGCCGCCCCGAGCAGCCCCGGCGGGAGCGCGGCGCGCGGACGUGCUUCGGUUCCCUGCAAGAAGAAACACAAGCGGGAGGCCGAGGACGAUGAUUGUCCAGCAAGAAAGAAACGACUGACUGAAGCAGAACUCUGUGCUGGUCCUAACGCCUGGAUCCUCGGUACACAUCAGGAUGCAGAGGGUCCUGGAGCUGACCCGUGCGCUAGUGGCCUUUCUGAACCUGGCAUGCUAGAUGCUGUUUGUGAAGAAAUGGAUCAGACAACGGGGGAGCCACAGUGCGAAGUUGCCCGAAGGAAGCUUCAGGAGAUUGAGGACAGGAUAAUUGACGAAGACGAAGAAGUUGAAACUGACAGAAAUGUUAACCAUCUCCCCAGUCUUGUCCUUUCUGAUACUAUGAAAACAGGUUUGAAGAGGGAAUUUGAUGAAGUCUUCACAAAGAAGAUGAUUGAGUCUAUGAGCCGUCCUUCCAUGGAGCUUGUGCUCUGGAAGCCUCUCCCUGAACUCCUUUCUGAUAAGCCAAAGCCACCAUCUAGUGCUAAGAACUACACGGGAGAGAGCCAGACUAAGCAUGCAGCUCCUGCCACUGCCUUCCCGCAGAGAGCUGAACUGCUGUUGGAACCUCCGCAAACAGGGAUGCCUCUUUACGAUAGUUUGCAGACAGCUGCUAGCACAGAAGAAGAGAUGGAACUCUAGAGACCAGUUCUACACUAAAUUUGUCGAGUUUUAGAAGGCUCUUCGUUCAUUAAUGAGCCUACUUGCAUAGUAUAGGGUCUUGAAAGUUUUAUGAAACGGGUGUAAUAUCUCCACCUGUGAUGUGGGGUGGGACUCUCAUUUUGGGUAGCCAUUUAUUGAAUUCAACUUUUUGCCAAGGAAGCUUGUCUCAAAGGAGAAAGUUUUCUAGUGGGCUUAUUCAAAGUAUGUUAGAUUUUAUUCUCUUUAAAGGCAAGUGUAGAAGCUGGAUGUAUAAAGAUGACUCAAGUCAUUUGUCACAUUGUCUAAGCCACUACACUUGGGGAACCCUGUUGAGUUGGAAAAGAUGUCUAAGAAAGAAGGGUGCUCCUAAUAAAUACCACUGUCCUCUGACAGUUGGGUCACAGCCUCGUCUAUAGAAUUGACCUGUUGAUAGUGGUGAUUACAUGUGACUGAGGAAGCAGAAGGAAUGAAAGCAGUAGCUUAAGUCUUGCUAAGAAGUUGAGCAAGCUAUGAAACCUCUACUAGUUGUCAUUCAGCACAGCUGUAUUGAUCUGAAUGCCCAAUGGCACUGUGGCUCUCCUCUUGGGCUUGGAAAAUGCCAUGAGAAUCCAAAGAAAAGGUUUUCCUUUAAGGCCUUGCCUUAUGCUACUGUUGCUCCUUGGUCUCCCUUGCAUAAUUGAUAAGCCUGGUUGUUCAGUGAUGUUUACAACUUACCUUUGAGUGGUAGUUUAAAAUGUGAGGUAAGCCAUCUGCAAACUGCAUAUGGGAGAAGUAUCCUUUAAGACUAAGAAAGUGCUGUGUCAGCUAAACCCAGCACUGGUAGUAUCUGUAGUUGAAAAAGGGAAAGGUUGCACUGGUAUUAGCAAGUUGAAUUUUUAAAUGUUAGUCUUGAAUGCAUUGAGUGAGUGAGAAUAUAUGGGCAAGCGAUGUCAAAGUUUACUGAAAUCGCCAAUUUGGUGCUUAAACUGUGCAGCAAGCCGAAGAGUGAACAGCUUCUUGCCAGCAGGAAAUCUAUGUUCUUGAGUACCUAAACCAGGCUCCAGGUUCUUUUGGGAAUAAUCAGGAUUAAGGUAAUACUUUCAUCACACAGCAGGGAGACUACCCCAGUUCUGUUUUGUUUUUUGGAUUUCUUCCCCUUUUGUAGGGAAAAAAUGGUUUAUGCCAAGUAAAGGUGAAUGUUUAGAAAGCAGCUUCCAGGCAGUUUUGAACCCAUGCUGAAAUCCCUCCCCUUGUUACAGAUGGUGUAGAAGUCACAAGUCUGUUAAUUGGGCUGUUUCUUCUCUUGCCUGUUGUUCCUGCUCCCUCUAUUUCUGUCUGAAUAGUCAGGAAGAGAUUUAUUGUUUAAUAUUUAAACAAAAUAUUUAAUGUCUACACAGUAAAAUUAUUCAGACUUCAAACCAGUAUUGAAACCAGUUGGAAACCAGCUAAUAGUUUCUUAAUCUCAGACUUAGAGAUGAAUGUAAACUGUAUUCUGUUGAAAUGUGCAAGUGUUUGAUUUACGCAUUUGAAAACUCCUGCCUUGAGGUUAUUGUUUAAUGGGACCAACUCGUGAAGUUUGUAGCCUUAAAUCUCCGUGCUAAAAAGUUUUAGUACAGUUCAAAAACAUGAAGGGAAUGUGUGGAGUUCUAGCAUAAAGGUAGAAAGAGAGAUGGUGGCUUUCCAAAGAAAGAAACACCAAGACUGUCUUUUGUAGGAAUUGUUGGAUAGGCCUCUGAUCAAAGGUGUAUACCAUAGGAAGGAGAGCCCCACAACAUAGCUUUGAUAGAACUGAUGAACAGAGAGAGAGUCUGGAUUCUGCUAAUCAAAAUCCAAGCAGAAUUUUUUCAGGAGUCAUUAUCUGACAUCAUUUCUGCAGGAAAGUGGGUGUUUAAUGAAUGUCCUUUUGGGCUUUAUUUUCUUGCACACAUUUGUACAAAAUUGUCUUCAUCCUUGUGGUGCUUAUUCAUCUGAGCCGUCUACAGCCCCAAGGCCUCUGCAUUUUGUUUUUCUUUUGUAGCAUAAGUUUUUUGCUUUCGCCUUAAGGUUUCCCUAGGAAAUUAGCAGGUCUUUUCAUUUUGUACAGUUUUUGCAGCAUGUAUCAAACAUUGGCUUAGUAUGCUAAUGUGCGAAGAGAAAAAAUUACCUAAAACAGGUGAGCUUUAAUGAACAAAUGAAUAUUUUCUCUGAGUUUGAGUAGGAUAUGUGUGGGGGUUUUUUUUGUUAAUUAGUAUGAAGAAACUGGGCUUAUAUCCAGUUCUCACAGAUGUUAAUCAGCUAAAAAACUGCUAUACAUUCUUGGAAAGGUAUAAAUGUGAAAUUUAGAAAAAUAAUUAGGGUAGGUCUUAGAACCAUGGGAAAAAUGUUUACCAGCAAGUUCAUUUGUUAUUUUGGAUCUGAAACUUGGCUUUGUUUAAUAGUGACAAGGAUGGUGCAGUACCAGGAAAGUUCUGGAAGAAACUGUCAAUUUUACUUUAAAAUGAAAAAUAUGGUGUUUAUGUAUUUUACCAUUUUCAAUUAAACUUCUUAAAUGUUUUGAACUUUUUGAGGUAUUUGUAUUACUGCACUUCAGUAAAUGAAAUGUUUCCUUUAAAUUGCAAUUAAAGCAGCAUUCAUAAAAUGAAGAGCUUACUUUAAAUUUAUCCUGGAAGGAUAAUUAUGUUGUAUUAAAGGUAAGUUUUAAUUGUCACUUUCUUUUUGAUGGGACUGGGGUUUGAACUCCAGGCAUCAAGCUUGCAAAGCAGGAGCUUUGCUUGAGUCACACCUCCAG
This is a messenger RNA of Castor canadensis (American beaver), 3713 nucleotides long. It is a transcript of the gene Ccdc117, whose product is annotated as coiled-coil domain containing 117. The record is from RefSeq and is a predicted model, not a curated record. NCBI's taxonomy places the organism in Eukaryota, Metazoa, Chordata, Mammalia, Rodentia, Castoridae.